AUGAAAUUUAAAACUGUAGCAGCUCUACUGGACGGCGUGCAUACAGAUUUUGUGGUGUCGGUUUUCGAGGAUACUACUUUUAUUGCAAUUACCCAAAAUUCAAAACUAGGGACAUUGCAUCUGGUCAAGCCUAAUUGUUAUUCAUUAGAAGAACAAGUAUACGACAUAAAAGUGCUUUUUGGCCGGGAAGACGAUAACCAAAUUUCCAGUAUUGUUAGUUUAAUGCGAGCUCUAAACAUCAACAGCAACACUAUUAUUUCUCUCAUGAUUGAAAACACUAACUUCAGAACUUUAAGAGCUGUACAACAGGUCCUAUCUACAUUGAUUUAA
This is a messenger RNA of Diuraphis noxia (Russian wheat aphid), 330 nucleotides long. RefSeq lists its product as uncharacterized. NCBI's taxonomy places the organism in Eukaryota, Metazoa, Arthropoda, Insecta, Hemiptera, Aphididae. Gene Ontology annotation, biological process: proteasome assembly. The record is from RefSeq and is a predicted model, not a curated record.